AUGCAGAUUCAUCACGGAAAACACCAUCAGGCUUACAUCACCAAUGUUAACACUGCCCUUGAAGGGCUUGACGAUCUGGCAGCACUGUCGGUCGAAGACUUGCUGCGUAACGUUGACCAGCUGUUAUCAAUAAUGGUGGCGGACAUGCCAAAUCAUUCACUCUUCUGGACCAUCAUGAGCCCCAAUGGUGGUGGCAACCCCACACCAGAAGUUGCGGCUGCAAUCGAAUCCGCUUGCGGAUCUCUUGAAGCUGCCAAAGAACAGUUCGUGACCGCUGCGACAACCCGUUUCGGAUCCGGUUGGGCAUGGGUCGUUGUUGAUGAAACUGGCAGUAUACAAAUCUACUCGACUGCUAACCAAGAUAGCCCCAUCAUGCAGGGUCAUACACCGAUACUAGGCCUUGAUGUCUGGGAACAUGCGUAUUAUCUGAAUUAUCAAAAUCUGCGUCCCGCAUAUAUUGAAGCUUGGACGAACGUUAUCAAUUGGGAAGAGGUCGCCAGACGUUACGCCGCUGCAAAAGGCUAA
Geodia barretti is the source of this 525-nucleotide messenger RNA. Lineage: Eukaryota; Metazoa; Porifera; Demospongiae; Tetractinellida; Geodiidae. The record is from the annotation of a GenBank genome assembly.